GGGCGGCGCUGCCCUUACAUAAGGAGUGACGCCAAGGGGCGGCCCGUGACGUCACGGCCGUGACGCAGCCCGGGGGCGGCGGGAGGCGCCCGGCCCGCCCCGCGCCGCCGGGGCCGGGGCUGGAGCUCGGGGGCUCCGCCGCCCCCUGCCGCCCCCCGCCGCGCCAUGGAGCUGGAGAACAUCGUGGCCAACACCGUGCUGCUGAAGGCCCGCGAAGGUGGUGGCAGCAAGCGGAAAGGCCGGAGCAAGAAGUGGAGGGAGAUCCUGCGGUUCCCGCACAUCAGCCAGUGCAACGAGCUGCGGCGAGGCCUGGAGCCGGACUACGGCAGCCUGUGCGAGAAGCAGCCCAUCGGGCGGCUGCUCUUCCGACAGUUCUGCGAGACGCGGCCGGAGCUCCUGCGCUGCAUUCGCUUCCUGGACGCUGCGGCGGACUACGAGCUGGCCCCGGAUGAGAAGCGCAAGGAGAUGGGCGAGGAGAUCAUCCGCAGGUUCCUGCGGCAGGAGUCCCCCGAUUACCUGCCUGAGAUCAGCCAGGCCCACGUCAGCCAGUGCCUGGAGGAGCUGCAGAAAAGCCCCUGCAAAGAGCUCUUCAGCAGCUGCCUGCACCCCCUGCGCGAGUACCUGAGCAGGGCGCCCUUCACCGACUACCUGGACAGCAUGUACUUCGACCGCUUCCUGCAGUGGAAGUACCUGGAGAGGCAGUCGGUCACCAAGGACACGUUUCGGCAGUACAGGAUCCUGGGCAAGGGCGGCUUCGGAGAGGUGUGCGCCUGCCAGGUGCGCGCCACGGGGAAGAUGUACGCCUGCAAGAAGCUGGAGAAGAAGCGGAUCAAGAAGCGGAAGGGGGAGGCGAUGGCCCUGAACGAGAAGCAGAUCCUGGAGAAGGUCAACAGCCGCUUCGUGGUGAGCCUGGCGUACGCCUACGAGACCAAGGACGCGCUGUGCCUGGUGCUGACCAUCAUGAACGGCGGCGACCUCAAGUUCCACAUCUACAACAUGGGCAACCCCGGCUUCGAGGACGAGCGCGUGGUCUUCUACGCGGCCGAGAUCUGCUGCGGCCUCCAGCACCUGCACCAGGAGGGCAUCGUGUACAGGGACCUGAAGCCAGAGAACAUCCUGCUGGAUGACGAUGGCCACAUCAGGAUCUCCGACCUGGGGCUGGCCAUCAAGAUCCCCGAGGGCGAGACGAUCCGGGGCCGCGUGGGCACCGUGGGCUACAUGGCCCCCGAGGUGAUCAACAACGAGCGCUACACCUUCAGCCCCGACUGGUGGGGCCUGGGCUGCCUGGUGUACGAGAUGAUCGCGGGGCAGUCGCCCUUCCGCGCCCGCAAGGAGCGGGUGAAGCGGGAGGAGGUGGAGAAGCGGGUGCAGGAGGAGCAGGAGCACUACUCAGACAAGUUCAGCGAGGAUGCCCGGGCCAUCUGCACGCUGCUCCUGGCCAAGGACCCCCAGCAGCGGCUGGGCUGCGGGGCGGAUGGGGCCGCCGAGGUGAAGCGCCAUCCCUUCUUCAGGACCAUCAACUUCAAGCGCCUGGAGGCCGGCAUCACGAAGCCCUCGUUCGUGCCAGAUCCCCGGGCCGUGUAUUGCAAGGACGUGCUGGACAUUGAGCAGUUCUCCACCGUGAAAGGCGUCAACCUGGACCAAGCCGACAACGAUUUCUACGCCAAGUUUGCCACCGGCAGCGUCUCCAUCCCCUGGCAGAACGAGAUGAUCGAGACCGAGUGCUUCAAGGACCUCAACGUCUUCGGACCCAACGGGACCCGCUCCCCAGACCUGGACUGGAAGCAGCUGCCCGAGCCCCCCAAGCGCAGCCUUCUUCAGCGCCUCUUCCGCCGCCACCCGGCCGACUACACCAUCGCUGCCAACGUGCCGUCCCCGCAGCCGGCAGCCACGAACUCGCACCUUCCCACGGCCGGCGCCGCCUGCCAAGCCCGGAGCACGGCACCGGCACCGUCCUGACCCUGCUCCUCCAUCCCCGGGGAGCCGGGGGAGCCCCGAGCCCCCUCCUCGCCGUCUCAGGGCCACCUCGCACUGCAGUGGGUGCUGCCGGGGCUGGGGUCUCGUGGAGGCGAGGUGGGACAGAGGCCGGCAGGGGCUGGUGUGCGCGGUGGCGGAGGGGC
Messenger RNA from Oxyura jamaicensis (ruddy duck), 2120 nucleotides. Its product is annotated as G protein-coupled receptor kinase 5-like. Bases 166 to 1959 code for a protein of 597 amino acids. Lineage: Eukaryota; Metazoa; Chordata; Aves; Anseriformes; Anatidae. The transcript has 16 exons. Gene Ontology annotation, cellular component: cytoplasm. The record is from RefSeq and is a predicted model, not a curated record. Gene Ontology annotation, biological process: protein phosphorylation; regulation of signal transduction; signal transduction. Gene Ontology annotation, molecular function: G protein-coupled receptor kinase activity; ATP binding.